Otolemur garnettii (small-eared galago) is the source of this 3060-nucleotide messenger RNA. RefSeq names its product storkhead box 1 (gene STOX1). Gene Ontology annotation, molecular function: RNA polymerase II transcription regulatory region sequence-specific DNA binding; DNA-binding transcription activator activity, RNA polymerase II-specific. NCBI's taxonomy places the organism in Eukaryota, Metazoa, Chordata, Mammalia, Primates, Galagidae. The record is from RefSeq and is a predicted model, not a curated record. Gene Ontology annotation, biological process: positive regulation of transcription by RNA polymerase II. The coding region runs from base 71 to 3040 and encodes 989 amino acids. The transcript is spliced from 4 exons. Gene Ontology annotation, cellular component: cytoplasm; nucleus.
CCCUCCCGCCGGCCGCGCGGCGUCUCUAGCCAGUGCGCUGGGCUGUAAGCUCCUGGUCGUCCGCGGCAGCAUGGCCCAGACUGUGCAGCUAGCUCCGGGCUCCCUGGCGCUGGUGCUGUGCCGGCUGGAGGCGCAGAAGGCAGCGGGGGGCGAGGAGGAGCGCAGCGGGCGCGCGGUGUUUCGCGCCUUUCGCCGCGCCAACGCGCGCUGCUUCUGGAAUGCGCGGCUGGCGCGCGCCGCCUCGCGGCUGGCCUUCCAGGGCUGGCUGCGGCGAGGGGUGCUGCUGGUGCAAGCGUCCCCCGCCUGUCUGCAGGUGCUGCGGGACGCCUGGCGGUGCCGGGCGCUGCGCCCGCCGCGCGGCUUCCGCAUCAGGGCGGUGGGUGAUGUCUUUCCAGUGCAAAUGAAUCCAAUAGCUCAAUCUCAGUUUGUACCUUUGGCUGACAUUCUUUGCUGUGCUAUAUCUGAUAUGAAUGUGGCUCAGACUGUAGUAACACAGGAAUCGCUUUUGGAGCAUCUGAUGAAACAUUACCCAGGGAUUGCAAUUCCAUCUCAAGAUAUUCUCUAUGCUACUUUGGGAACUCUGAUUAGAGAAAGGAAGAUUUAUCACACCGGAGAAGGAUACUUCAUAGUUACACCUCGGACUUACUUCAUUACAAACACGACCAUCCAGGAGAAUAAGAGAGUCUUCCUAUCAGAUGCAAGUCACCCAAUGCCAACUUCCAAGUCAUAUCUAGUGAGCAUGGAGAGCUGUGCAGAGUCAACCCAAGAGAUUGCUGUCCCCAUUUCCCAUUGUCAGUCUUGCCAGUGUCACCCUGAUGUGUGCACUCAGAAUGUUCAGGAACCACCAACGGCUGCAGAAGUGACUAGGAAAGGCCAGAAACAUCUUGGGGAAGUCAAGCGUUGGGCACAGAAUGGGGCACUUUCAGUGACUGAGGAGCUUCAUGUUUGUGAGAGCACCAAACCUUUACCAUACACAAGGGACAGAGAAAAAGGCAAGAAGUUUGGUUUUAGUUUCUUGUGGCGCAGCAUAUCCAGAAAGGAGAGACCCAAAACAGAACACAGCAUUUUCUCUGCUCAGUUCCCCCCGGAAGAAUGGCCUGUGCGAGAUGAGGAUAACUUGGACAAUAUCCCGCGAGAUGUUGAGCACGAGAUAAUCAAACGAAUUAACCCCAUUCUGACUGUUGACAACUUAACUAAACACACUGUCCUAAUGCAAAAGUAUGAAGAACAGAAAAAAUAUAACAGCCAGGGCACUUCCACUGAUAAGCUGACAAUCAGGCAUAACUAUCCUUCUAAAGAGGGAGUUAAGAAAAGGCAGGGUUGGUCUGCAAAGCCUCGAGGGCGGAGCCGUUCUUCUAGGGAUAGACACAAAGCUAGGAAUCAGGGAAGUGAGCUUCAGCCAGGAAUUAGUAGACUGCAGAAACAUCCCCAGCUCCCUACUACACAGCCGACCCCUAAAACUAAAAGCCCCAAUGAAGCAGUAGUUCAGAAGCCACUUGGUGAGAAUCUCGCAGUGCUGGGUUCCCAUUUGAUUUACAAAAAGCGAAUCAGUAAUCCUUUCCAGGGUUUAUCUCACCGAAGAAGCCUGAUAAUCAAAGGACACAACAUUCAGAAGACUAGUGAUCUAAAACCCAGUCAGCCUGGACCAAAGGAAAUGCCUUUCCAAAGGUCAAGGUCUUUGGAUUCCUCAAGGAUCUUUGAUGGCGAAGCCAAACAGCCAUAUGCUGAACAAUGUAAUGACAAACUUAAAGUAGAAUCCAUUUUUAUGAAUAACUCUACUGUCAAACCCAUCAGCCAUGACUUCAGAGAUCAUCUUUUAAAUCACCCUCAAUGCAGUGUUUUGCAAAAUAAUGGUAAGUGCUGUGCCUUUAGGGAAAGCAUGUUGAGAUAUGACAUGUGUGAUGGAGAAAACAAGAUAAUCUCCGAAGUCUUGAGGAAAAGUCAUUCCUACUUUGAGAAAUUAGGAGAGACCAAAGAAACACUGCAUAUCCCGCCAUCACGAGGCUCUUGCUCUUUAGACCAGACAUCCUCUGCUUGUAGAUUUGUUGAUAAGACAAUACACCAGUUUCAAAAUCUUAGCCUUUUGGACUACCCAGUUGAUGUGAACCAUUUAAGACAACCUGACAGACAAGACGGAGACUCAGAAGAAAUAAUGAGAAAGGAAUUUGUCCAGGAUGUGAAGACAGAGAACCUAACAAAUGAAGGUCUUUCUGAUGAAGACCAGGCCUGGUAUCAGAAUGAAGUGGAAGACGAUGACGGUGCCUGCAGUUCAUUAUAUCUAGAAGAGGAUGACUUUUCUGAGAACGAUGACUUACAUCAAAUGCUGCCUGGCCACAUUCAGUAUUCCUUUAUAGCUGAAAGCAAGGGGAAUUAUUUAGGAAAACAAAAAGUGACUGAGAACUCUCUGACAGAGUACAGUAGCAAAACGGAUAGGUUUGAGCCUCAGGUGCUUAAAAGAAAUGAAUGUUACAAACCUUCUAGCUCACUGGCUAACCUUGGGGAAGGCAAAAAGCCUAAUUUUUCUGCUGAAAGCUGUGGCCCAAAUUCAGGGACCCAGUUUUGUUUUAACUACGAAGAAGAACCCAGUGUUGCUAAAUGUGUCCAGGGCUCAGAAGCUGCAGAGGGAAGUAUAUUUGAUUACCACAGCACAAGAAAAGCCAGUUCUGAAGUGGAAACCCCACAAGACUCAGUUGGUGACACAGAAAAGAAGCCCGUUAGCUGGAGUCAGAGUCCUCAGAAUCAGGAAAUGAGAAAACAUUUCCCGCAAAAGUUGGAACUUUUCAAUACUUCACACAUGUCAGUGUUGGCUCAGGAUAACCAACACCUACGCAGUCACUUGGAAGGAACGGAAAAUCAUAGCAUGGCAGGGGAUAGUGGAAUAGAUUCUCCACGGACACAGAGUCUGGCAUCCAAUAAUUCAGUCAUUCUGGAUGGACUACAAAGAAGACAGAAUUUUGUGCAGAGCUUCGAAGGCACAAAGAGCAGUCAUAUACUCACAUCCAAUUCCUUACUGCAACUAACACCAGUCAUAAAUGUUUAAUUAUCUAUUGAAAACUUUUU